Messenger RNA from Aspergillus piperis CBS 112811, 1605 nucleotides. RefSeq names its product OSBP family protein. Lineage: Eukaryota; Fungi; Ascomycota; Eurotiomycetes; Eurotiales; Aspergillaceae. The record is from RefSeq and is a predicted model, not a curated record. The transcript is spliced from 4 exons. Gene Ontology annotation, cellular component: intracellular membrane-bounded organelle; membrane; cytosol. Gene Ontology annotation, molecular function: oxysterol binding. Gene Ontology annotation, biological process: maintenance of cell polarity; endocytosis; exocytosis. The coding region runs from base 156 to 1403 and encodes 415 amino acids.
ACAUAUUCAUCUGUCUCCCUCCUGUGCCUCUCCCCUCUUCCUUCUCUCUUCCCCGCUUCAUUCUUUCUCUACCGUCCUCCCAGGGCUUAUUCUUAGCCAGUCCUGCGGUUUUGUACCCAAAUCAGUAGUCGAGAUAUUGUCUUUACAUCUGCAAAAUGAGUUCCAGCAAGGAUUCAGCGUCCGGCGUCCCCGCCCACAGCAAAGGUUCCUGGACAAGUUUCCUUAAGUCUAUCGCCUCCUUCAACGGAGAUCUUUCUUCCCUGACCGCCCCGCCCUUUAUUCUCUCGUCCACCUCCUUGACUGAAUAUUCUGCCUACUGGGCCGAACACCCAGGCCUUUUUGUGGCUGCCGCAAAAGAAGCGGAUCCAGAGAAGAGAGCUCUGGCCGUCUUGAAGUGGUUCCUCAGCACUCUUCACCAGCAAUACUGCAGUCGCAGUGAGAAGCUCGGUAGCGAAAAGAAGCCCUUGAACCCUUUCCUGGGAGAGUUGUUCCUUGGCAAAUGGGAUGCCGAUGCGGAUGUGGGCGAGACCACCUUGGUCAGUGAGCAAGUCAGCCACCAUCCCCCUGCUACUGCUUAUGCUAUCCGAAACGAGAAGCACGGCGUCGAGCUCCAAGGAUACAAUGCCCAGAAGGCAUCCUUCUCCAGCACCAUUCAAAUCAAACAGAUCGGACAUGCCCUGUUGACCCUCACUCCUCCGGGUGCGGAUAAGAACGAUCCUUCUCAGCAGGAGCGGUACCUGAUCACCCUCCCGCACUUGCACAUUGAAUCCCUUAUCUACGGAACGCCGUUUGUCGAAUUGGAGAAGUCCACUCGCAUUGCCAGCAGCACUGGCUACGUGGCGAAGAUUGACUACUCUGGCAAGGGCUGGCUGAGUGGCAAGAAGAACACCUUCAGCGCCAUCCUUUUCAAGGAAAACGAGGGCGAGAAGAAGCCUCUGUACACUGUUGACGGACAAUGGUCGGAUUCCUUCGUCAUCAAAGACUCCCGCAAGCAUGAGGUGGAUAGAUUCUCCGUCAAGGACACGAAGACCACCCCGUUGACUCUGGCGCCCGUCGACCAGCAAGACCUCUAUGAGAGCCGGCGGGCAUGGCGCGACGUUGCGGCAGGCAUCGAGCGGGGCGAUAUGGAUGCCGUGUCCGUGGCCAAGUCGAAGAUCGAGAACGCCCAGCGCGAGCUUCGCAAGGUCGAGAAGUCGGAAGGCCGCGAGUGGGACCGACGCUUCUUCAAGCGUGUCAACGACACCGACGAUGAGGAAUUCUGGCGACUUGCGAGAAUGAUCGGCGUUACGUCCUUGGAGAGCGACAAGACCGGCGGUGUCUGGCGGUUCGACCCUACCAGCGCUGCGGACGCCAAGCCCCCUUACCACAAGACCGGCGGCGAGGGUCUGGGAAUCACUGCAUGAAAUGGGUCGACGGUCGGCAGAUAUACACGUUGCGUUUAAUCAACCUCUUUUAUAGUCCGGGUGGACGAGUGAUCUGGCGAACAUGGCAUGAACAAGUGCCACUAUAGAGUACGUUUGCUUUCAUAACAGGAUCUAUUAUUUGGCUUUGGUGGAGAUGUUUCGGCACCUGUAUAUAGAACAGUAACGACGGCUGGAUAAUCAG